CUCAAGUCUUUCCGCGCGGCGGCAAGACGUCAGGCCGAUGUGGACGCCUCACCAACAAAGAGGCCUCUGUGGCCGCCAUUUCUUGGCCGCAGGAGCUGUCCUGCUCGUUGUGGCCCAGAGCAUAUUUUCAGAGGGGCUCCUGUCCUUUGUUUCGGCUCCCACCGGAACUCAUGGGCUCCUGGCGCGGGGCACUGCCGUAGACUCGGCCACGGCACGCAGUGUCUAUUGGAGGUGGGUCGAGCCUACAGUGCCUGAGGAGCUGGUUGAGUCUGCAAAGGAAGAAGGUUUUCGGCUGCGACCAACGUACAGCCACAUGAAGAUCGGCUAUGUUGUUUCUGACAAGCAAAAGAAGACCCGGGUGGCUUUGAUUGAGUACUACCUCUUCAAUGCCAAGUAUGGCGGGUGGUACAAGCGCUCCAAAAAGAAGCACUUCCACGAUGAGUAUGAGCUCUCCAAGUUGGGCGAUGUGGUGCUCAUAGCUCCCUACAGGAAACGCAGCAACAUGAAGUGGUACCGAUUGAUUGAGGUGAUGCGCAAGAAUGAUGCUCCAGAGCAUGUGUGAGGCGCAAAACAAGGCACGAAGCUGCGAAACAUUGAAUCCUCCGAGCCGAUCAAACAAA
Messenger RNA from Cladocopium goreaui, 620 nucleotides. The record is from the annotation of a GenBank genome assembly. NCBI's taxonomy places the organism in Eukaryota, Dinophyceae, Suessiales, Symbiodiniaceae.